UUUGUGGACAAAAUAUGCACACAUGUUACUCAUAAAACGAUCUGCAACUAGUUUUCAGAUGGUGUGAAAUAUUUUCCAGCAACAAAAAUGGCAUCAAUAUCUCCUCUACAAGCUUUCUUUUCGACAAAUUCAGCAAAGCAGUGUGGAUGUUUAGGUACUCGAUCAACAUUUCUGGGCUCGAAUGCCUCUUUGUCCCGGAACAGAAUUGAGAACAAGAAGAAUAGAUCUUUGACGGUUGUGGCAGCGGUUGGAGACGUGUCAGCUGAUGGAACUGUCUAUCUCAUCGCUGGUGCUGCUGCCGUGGCAUUGCUGGGAACCGCUUUUCCCAUCUUGUUCUCACGCAAAGACCUGUGCCCUGAAUGUGAUGGUGCUGGUUUUGUGCGGAAAGGAGGGGCUGCAUUGAGGGCUAAUGCUGCCCGGAAGGAUCAAGUUCAGAUUGUUUGUGCUAAUUGCAAUGGUCUUGGCAAGAUUAACCAAGUUGAUAAAUAGGCCUAGUUUCGAAAUCCUGUACUGAGCUUCUGAAAAUAAUCUCUGUUGAUGUCUAAGAAAUUUGUGUGCGAUCGCUGCGCAAGAAUAUGUAUUGUGUAAUUGUAUGGUCUUCUCUAUUUUCCGAGAGAUGACAUUGAUAUCUUUUUACUUGAUGAUCAAGGAUGAUUCAACUUUGGUUUCAGUUCUGCAGUAAACUGGUCAUCCAUGGUUAUCAAAUCAGAAAUAUUACCUUGUUAAUCAAAUAUUUAUUUAUGAUUCUGCUUCA
Molecule: messenger RNA, 754 nt
Organism: Daucus carota subsp. sativus
Lineage: Eukaryota; Viridiplantae; Streptophyta; Magnoliopsida; Apiales; Apiaceae
Exons: 2
Coding region: 88-489 (133 amino acids)
Cellular component (GO): chloroplast thylakoid membrane
Source: RefSeq, a predicted model, not a curated record